CCCUCCCCUGCUGUGGCUCUUCCGAGCUCAACUUUAGGUUCUCGCAGGGUAGCAGGGGACACCUGUUCCGUCCCCGCGUGGGACCAGUACCGAGAUUGUGUUCUUUCUCCCUCUGCAGUGGUUUGGGAUGGGGAGGAGGAAGUAAACAAACAUUCAUAAUCCGGAUUAUCCGCGGAGACUCUGGGCCUUCUUCCUCCCCCAGCCAGGCUGCCCAUCUGGGUCCUUGGGCCUUCCCUCUCUGGCCCUCUCUCCUUUGGAAUCCCACUUGCCAGCCCAAUCUGAAAGGGACAGUGCCACAGUAACUGAGUCUAGAUCCGGAAAGUGACAAGUGUGGGAAAGGGAGAGCUCCUGUGAAGGAAGAGUUUUCCUUCAGUAUUCUAUGUUGUGCCAUUCCCAGAAUCUUAAAAUGUCAGGGAAACGCAAGCGUGUGGUAUUGACCAUUAAGGAUAAGCUUGACAUAAUAAAAAAACUUGAAGAGGGCAGCUCCUCCAAACAACUCUCAGUGAUAUAUGGGAUUGGUGAAACAACAGUUAGGGAUAUAAGGAAGAAUAAAGAAAAAAUUAUAACUUAUGCUAGCAGUUCUGAUUCAACAAGUCUUUUGGCCAAGAGAAAGUCAAUGAAGCCGUCCAUGUAUGAAGAGCUGGACAGAGCUAUGCUGGAAUGGUUUAACCAGCAAAGAGCAAAGGGGAAUCCUGUAUCUGGACCAAUUUGUGCAAAAAGGGCAGAGUUUUUCUUCUAUGCCUUAGGAAUGGAUGGAGAUUUUAAUCCUUCGGCUGGUUGGUUAACUCGUUUUAAGCAAAGACAUAGCAUUCGUGAGAUUAACAUCAGAGGAGAAAAGUUAAAUGGAGAUGAAAACGUUGUGGAUGCAUUUUGUAGCCAUUUUAGGGAAUUUUUUAAGAGGGAGAAUUUACAUCCUGAGCAAAUCUAUAAUGCAGAUGAAACUGGAUUGUUUUGGAAGUGCCUUCCAACAAGAACAUCAGCAGCUAAGGGUAAAUUCACUGGUUCUGGGCGAAAAUUAAUUGAAGAAAGAAUCACAGUCAUGUGUUGUGCCAAUGCAACAGGUUUACACAAACUUAAACUUUGUGUAGUGGGAAAAGCAAAAAAACCACGUUCCUUUAAAGGUACUGACACCUCAAAUCUGCCAGUCUCCUAUUUCAGUCAAAAAGGUGCAUGGAUGGACCUUUCUAUUUUCAGACAAUGGUUUGACAAGAUCUUUGUGCCACAAGUUCGAGAGUACUUAAGAUCCAAAGGCCUUCAGGAAAAGGCAGUGCUGUUAUUGGAUAAUUCACCAACACAUCCAAAUGAAAAUGUCCUGAGGUCAGAUGAUGGCCAAAUAUUUGUAAAAUAUCUGCCACCUAAUGUAGCCUCAUUGAUUCAGCCUAUGGAUCAGGGUGUUAUAGCUAUAAUGAAAAGGCACUAUAGAGCAGGACUUCUCCAAAACAACUUAGAGGAGGGUAAUGAUCUGAAAAUGUUUUGGAAGAAACUAACAUUAUUAGAUGCUUUAUAUGAAAUUUCAAUGGCAUGGAACAUGGUUAAGCCAGUUACUAUUACAAGAGCAUGGAACAAAAUUUUCCCUGGCAAUGAAGAGAAAGAAAGUUUGGACUUUGAUGAAGAAGAGAUUUCGGCAGCUGCUUUAGCCACCAUCUUACAGCAUACGCAAGGAUGUGAAAAGAUGGACACUGAUAAUAUUGAACGGUGGUUUGAAGUGGACAGUACUGAACCAGGUUAUAAGGUGCUAACAGAUAGUGAAAUAAUCAGAAGAGCACAGGGCCAAACAGAUGAAUCAAGUGAAAAUGAGGAAGAGGAAAUAGAACUGAUUCCAGAAAAAAAUAUCAAUCAUGCAGCUGCUCUCAAGUGGACUGAAAAUUUAUUGGAUUAUUUAGAACAGCAAGGUGAUAUGAUUCUGCCUGACAAACUAGUAAUACGCAAGCUUCGGGCCACCAUAAGAAAUAAACAGAAGAUGACAAUGAAUCCAACUCAAUAACAGUAUUUUAAAAUUUCA
Messenger RNA from Gracilinanus agilis (Agile Gracile Mouse Opossum), 2002 nucleotides. It is a transcript of the gene JRKL, whose product is annotated as JRK like. The transcript has a single exon. The record is from RefSeq and is a predicted model, not a curated record. Bases 380 to 1984 code for a protein of 534 amino acids. Lineage: Eukaryota; Metazoa; Chordata; Mammalia; Didelphimorphia; Didelphidae. Gene Ontology annotation, molecular function: DNA binding. Gene Ontology annotation, cellular component: nucleus.